AUGGGUAAACAUCAGCCUUUCUUUGGCAUGGCAAACCCAACCGAUAUAGACAAAAACCUAUUUCAAUUCAUCAUCCAGACGUACAUAGUGGACGGACUAUAUGACGACAUUUACGGACUACAUUCGUUUACUCUGUUGACCGACAAACGCCAGAAUCAGCGUCCACGGCCAGUGCUUGGUGCCAAGGAAACAGUUACCAAGGAAAACUGUGGUGCGGUCGCCGGGCAGGAAGUGACGUCAAUAUGGAAACAUUUCAUAGUUGCCGGAAGAAGCACUGGAUUUGUAACUACCUCACGGGUGACCUACGCCACGCCCGCCGCCGCGUACGCCCACAGUGCUUCCCGGGACUGGGAGAGUGACGCCCUGAUUACGUCAAUCACAGGAGGCUGUAAGGAUAUAGCCUACCAGCUGGUAUAUGACAAUAACGACAUACAGGUAGUGUUGGGCGGUGGUAGGGGUCCGUUCCUGCCGGACAGACAAGUGGAUCCAGAGACACAGACAGUUGGCUGGACACACAGGAAGGACGGACACGAUUUGACAGAGAUAUGGAAGCAGAUCCAGAGUUCUAAAGACCGACGUCACAGCUAUGUUUGGAAGAAGGAUCAGUUUGACGCCGUAGAUCCCACGGAUACUGAUUAUCUCCUAGGUCUAUUCGACACAAGUCACAUUCCUUACGAAAACGACAGGGAUAAGUCUGGAGAAGGUGAUCCAUCCCUAGCAGAAAUGACUAGCAAAGCCAUCCAAAUACUGCAGAAAAAUAAACAGGGUUAUUUUCUAAUUGUAGAAGGCGCUCGCAUUGACCACGCCCAUCAUGACAACGAAGCUAAACGUGCUCUGACAGAGACGUUGAUGUUUGAGGAAGCAGUGAGCCAGGCUGUACGUAUGACCUCUGAGGAAGAUACCCUGAUUAUCGUCACGGCCGACCACUCCCAUCCAUUCAACAUCGCCGGACACUCAUAUAGGGGCAAUUACAUUCUCGGUAUAACAACACCGUACUGGGACGAACCUCCUCUUGAUGGUCUCCCUUACACCACAGUUGUGUACGGCAACGGCCCAGGACGGCGGCCGUUUCAGGACAGGACCAACUAUACAGGGAUCGACACCACUGCAGACAACUUUAAACAAGAAUCUGCUGUGCCUACCGCAUACGAGACGCAUUCUGCAGAAGAUGUCGGGAUAUAUGCACGUGGUCCUAUGGCACAUUUGCUGCAUGGCGUCCAGGAACAACAUUACGUAGCUCACGUGAUGCAGUAUGCUGCGUGUGUCGGUGAUUUCAAAGAGGACUGUGAGCGCCCGGAUGAUCGCAAUUCCAACGGAGGUUACACACUGUCUGUGUACGGCUCUGAUGAUAUGGUGCCCGACUCUGCCGCCACAGCCAGCACCCUGAUGUGUGGGUACACGUGA
Mizuhopecten yessoensis (Yesso scallop) is the source of this 1404-nucleotide messenger RNA. RefSeq names its product alkaline phosphatase, tissue-nonspecific isozyme-like. Gene Ontology annotation, biological process: dephosphorylation. Gene Ontology annotation, molecular function: alkaline phosphatase activity. The record is from RefSeq and is a predicted model, not a curated record. The transcript is spliced from 10 exons. Bases 1 to 1404 code for a protein of 467 amino acids. NCBI's taxonomy places the organism in Eukaryota, Metazoa, Mollusca, Bivalvia, Pectinida, Pectinidae.